Brassica napus (rape) is the source of this 1148-nucleotide messenger RNA. RefSeq lists its product as uncharacterized. NCBI's taxonomy places the organism in Eukaryota, Viridiplantae, Streptophyta, Magnoliopsida, Brassicales, Brassicaceae. The transcript has 4 exons. Bases 298 to 1062 code for a protein of 254 amino acids. The record is from RefSeq and is a predicted model, not a curated record. Gene Ontology annotation, molecular function: ureidoglycolate hydrolase activity.
ACCACCGUAAAACUUAGUUAAAAAAAAAGAGGUCCAAUGCAUGUCAAAAAUUGAAAUUUUCAAGAUUUUAUUAUUUUCUUAAAUAUUAAUAUAUAAGCUUAUAAAUAGACAUGGACUAUAGCAAGCGUCACACCACCACCGUAAAACUUAGUUAAAAAAAAAAGAGGUCCAAUGCAUGUCAAAAAUUGAAUUUUUCAAGAUUUUAUUAUUUUCUUAAAUAUUAAUAUAUAAGCUUAUAAAUAGACAUGGACUAUAGCAAGCGUCACACCACCACCGUAAAACUUAGUUAAAAAAAAAAUGAAUAGAGGUCAUUUUCCUUUUGUAAACUCCUCCUCUUCUUCUUCUGAGUCAUCUGAUGAAUUUGAUGAGUGGUUAGAAUAUGAGAAUGAAGCAAUGGAGAUUGAAGAACAAAUUGCAAUCAACAUGAUAGCAAGAAAUAACUAUGUAAUUCACCAGCUCCUCCUCAUCCAACAAAGCGAUCAGGAGGCAGAAAUGGCGGAAUCUCCUGUGCAUGUGAACCUGGUCCCGAUCGAAGCUACAUCCGAAAGCUUCGCAGAUUAUGGUCAAGUCAUCGAAGCCUCCUCAGAUGGUGAUCUCUUCGGUCCUAACGACGCUCAGUUAGAUCUCUCCAGAGGAACCCCACGUUUCUAUAUCAUGCGGCUCGAAGGUCGAUCCUUUGGCUUCUCAACGAUCACGCACCACGCGAACGUGACGCAGUGUUUGGGAUCUGUAGGAGGUCACGUUUGGUAUCUCGGCGUAGCGAAGCCAUCUCUUAUUGAAGAUGUUGGUGGAGAAAGAGGAACAAGAGUUGUAGAGUCAGGGUCCGAUGGUCACUUGUACGCGCCUCCUACGGUUGAAGAAGUGCGAGUCUUCAGGUUUUCAGGACCGAAGUUUGUUAAGCUGAACCGUGGUACGUGGCAUGAUGGGCCGUUCUUCAGUGACAGCUCCAUGGACUUCUACAACCUUGAGCUGAGCAACACAAAUGAGAUGGAUCACACGAGACAUAGUUUCAAGAAGAAGAAUGGGGUCAUCUUCCGGUUUGAGGAUAGCACAUCAUCCUAAAGUCAAAAAUCCUAUAAGAUGAUCAGUGUGGUUCUGUUUUCAUGUCUUUAUAAGCAAAUAAAAUGAGAAACGUUUUUCUUGUUGUA